This is a messenger RNA of Clavispora lusitaniae ATCC 42720, 1080 nucleotides long. Its product is annotated as FF domain family protein. NCBI's taxonomy places the organism in Eukaryota, Fungi, Ascomycota, Pichiomycetes, Serinales, Metschnikowiaceae. The record is from RefSeq and is a predicted model, not a curated record. Gene Ontology annotation, molecular function: protein binding.
AUGGCUCGGCCGCUAUUCUUGUAUCGAGUGAAACCCACUAGCUGGUGUAUUGUGGUGACGGAGAAUGCUGGCCACUUUUAUUUCAACACAGAUACGAAACAGUCUGUAUGGCAAUUGGAUGAUACAGAUAUCGCAUCAGACACUCUUGUCGCAAAUGUUAAUUUCGAUGAGCUUGGAGUCUUAUUUGCCCGAGCAAAUGGGUUACCCAUCAAACAACUCCUGAAGGGUACAAAGAGUUAUGUGGAAGAAUCAGAAGAAAAGGAUGAGGAAAGGAAGGAACUCGAAAAUAUGGAAGUUGCAUAUGACGACUCAAGCGACAUGAGUGACGACGAAGAGGAAGAUGCAAAUGAACAUGAGAUGUUACAAAAUAUUCUAGCAGAAAGCGGACUUCUACAGGAAGAAAGCCAUGAUACGGACAUGGAGGACGAUUACAGGAAUGAAUCUACAGAAGAAAAACAGCAAACGGGACUUGCGCUUGGUUAUUCUAGUCUGGACGAUUCGGACGACGGUAGCGAAGAACAUGCAUUAGAUUCCGAGAGCGAAUCUUCCAAAAAAGAUAUUCUUGACGAAGGAGAAUCUCUCGAGAAAAAGGAGUCUCCAGAGAAUGAAGUGUCGGAUGAGCAGGAAGAACCUCUGGAAGCUGUUGACGAGGAAGAGUCUAAUAAUGAUCUUGAUCUCUCGUUGACAGACAUAACGUUACUGUCUAAAGUGAUUGAGGAUUUCCGAGCACUUUUGGAGUCGAAUAAAGAUGACAUUUCCGUCUACGACCCAUGGUUUGUGGUUGAGGAAGAGCUUCUACCGAAAUUAGCACAAAAUCCAGUGUACUAUGCCGUGCCAGAACAAUCACGAGAAGAAAUAUUCAACCAGUGGGUCUUGGAAAGAACAAGUACCGAAGAAAAAUCAGCAGGAAUUUUCCCCACUGCGGAAAUGCGUUUCUUCCACUUCCUCCAGCCCUACAAGAGCGAAGUACGCAAGCGGUAUUUUGCGGAAUUUCUCCGUGAUCAUGCCCAAGAAUUGAAAAACUCAGACUUCGGGUCACUCAAUUUGGAAGAUGCAUACAGACGACUUCGAUUGACUUGA